CAACAGUUAUCAACAGCCGGUCGGCGCAAUCAGGUGAUUGAGGUGCGAUUGUACUUGAUAACAAUGAGUGAAUGGCUAGCUGUUGACCCGUACGAUCUUUGUGAAGGGUUGGAGAAGGUACCUGUUCAUUUCGAAGACAAAAGGCUGACAGAAACGGCGAAGGAAUUCAAGUAUGUAAGAUCAAACAUUCCCCACAAAGAAACUCCUCUGGAUGACUUUGAGACCCAAAUCUCUGGAUGUGACUGUCGGACAAUUUGCACAGAGGUCUGUCAGUGUAUUGCAAGAUUUGGACCAAACUACUCGACUAACCACAAAAUCUUACCCGAACUCCUCACAGCUUCCUCUGUGAAACCUGUAUUUGAAUGUAACACUAAAUGCUCUUGUGAUAAGACAUGUGUUAACAGACUUGUACAGUUUGGAGUUGGUAUAAAAAUGGAAGUCUUUACAUCAGAAGCUAAGGGUCACGGUUUGAGGACAUUAGAAAACAUUCCAAGUUGUUCUUUUGUUUGUGAAUAUGCUGGUGAAGUGUUAUCUGAGAAAGAGGCACAAAAAAGAAUUGAUCGUCUAACCCAUGAAGAUAUGAAUUAUUUGUUUGUACUGAAAGAACAUUAUUCUUCAGGAACUGUGAACACUUGUAUCGACCCGAAAUAUAUUGGAAAUAUUGGACGAUAUAUCAACCAUUCAUGUGAUCCAAAUCUAAUCAUGGUUCCAGUGAGAGUGGACAAUAAUGUGCCAAAAUUAGCCCUGUUUUCUAGAUGUGAUAUUCCAGCCAAUCAGGAACUUUGUUAUGACUACAGCGGCCAAUCAGAAGACAGGAAAUCUACAAACUCUGAUGAAGCGACAAGGAAACCGUGUCUGUGUCAUUCCCAAAACUGUUGGGGUUAUUUGCCCUUUCAUCCACAUAUACUUGAGUGAUGUUGCAGGAAUAAAGUGUAUUAAGACCAUA
This is a messenger RNA of Haliotis rufescens (red abalone), 946 nucleotides long. Its product is annotated as histone-lysine N-methyltransferase SETMAR-like. The coding region runs from base 64 to 915 and encodes 283 amino acids. The record is from RefSeq and is a predicted model, not a curated record. The transcript has 2 exons. Gene Ontology annotation, molecular function: histone H3K9 methyltransferase activity; protein binding; zinc ion binding. Lineage: Eukaryota; Metazoa; Mollusca; Gastropoda; Lepetellida; Haliotidae. Gene Ontology annotation, cellular component: nucleus.